CUUUCUCUCGUUUCCUUUAUAUACAUAUACAUAUAUAUUUAUUUUUAUUUUUUUUUCUUCUUCUUCUUUUUCUUUGGUGAUGACUAUUAAUAUAGCUACCAAUAAGGAAACAACCUUAGAAAAUAAAAGGAAAAAGGCUUCUAGAGCUUGUUUUCAUUGUCAACGAGCGCAUUUGACAUGUGAUGAUUCCAGACCUUGUCAGAGAUGUAUAAAAAGAGACUUGGCAAAUACAUGUGCAGAUGCUGUUAGAAAGAGAGCAAAAUAUUUACAAGAUAUACUUGAAGAUGAAUUUUUUUCAAAUACAUCAUCUACCAGUAGUACACCUAUUCUGACUUUAGAUAAUGAUCGUCAAACAGUACAAACAAGCUCUCUUAAUAAUAACAAUGACUUAUCAUCAAUAGAUUCUCAACAACACUAUACUGUAAUGGAACCGAUUACAGCUUCUAUAGUUAACACCAACGAUAACAAUCUAUUAUUUGAUUUCUCACUUCCUAAUCUUGGAUUUGUUUCAGAGGCAAUAGAGUUAGAAUACGGAUUCUUAAGUAACAUGUUACAGAACCCAUUACUUACAGUAUCUCCAAAUAACAUAAUACCCACCACCACUGCCACUUCUUCUUCUUCUUCUUCUGCUGCUGCUACUUCUACUGCUACUGCUACUUCUACUUCUACUUCUACUGCUACUACUGCUACUAUGACUACUACACCUAUCAUUCAUCAUUAUUCAACUACUAACACUACUACUAUCAAAUCCCCUACCAGUAUUUAUGCAGAACCUUACACUACCUCCUUUUUAUUAUAUCAACAAAAUAAAUUAUCACCUACUACGAAUAGUAACGCAGUUAAGAAAGCAAGAAUUACAGGAAGACGAAAAGGAAUUGGAUAUACACCUAAAGAAGCUUAUCAAAAUGUGGAAAGUCCAUUUAAUUAUGCCGAAGGGUUUCAUUAUCUUAUUCAAUAUGUUAAAGAAAAGAUGAGUAAUGAUGAUUUAAUGAAGAUCAGUAGAGCACUCGCCUACUUUCGCCCCUCCUUUCUAGCAUUGAUUAUGAAUCUAACUGAAGAGGACUUAAUAUUCAUGGAAAAAUGUAUACAACGUACUUUAUUAGAAUAUGAAAAGCUCAUAAGCUUCUCGGGGACACCAACGGUAAUUUGGAGAAGAACAGGAGAGAUAUGUUUAGUUGGAAAAGAGUUUUCUUUAUUAACUCAAUGGACAAAGGACAUGUUGUUAGGAAAGAGAAUUUAUAUUUAUGAGUUAAUGGAUAGUCAAUCAGCAGUUGAAUAUUGGGAAAAAUUUGCUACACAUGCUUUUGACAAUGCAGAUAAAUCUUGUAUAUUCUCUUGUAUUGUCAAAACACCUCAGCAAACUUCUGUUCCUUGUACAUUUUGCUUUACCAUUAAACGUGAUAUAUUUGAUUUACCAAGUGUCAUUAUUGGCAAUUUCUUACCCAUACUGUGUUAAUUGUGCAUAUUAGACAAGUGUAAAAUAUAAAUAUGAACAAAUCUAUCUGUAUUUCUUUAUAUUUUAAUAUGAAAAGAAGCUUUACUUAUAUCUCCUAUUUUACAUUAUAUUAGGCCC
This is a messenger RNA of Cokeromyces recurvatus, 1573 nucleotides long. RefSeq lists its product as uncharacterized. Lineage: Eukaryota; Fungi; Mucoromycota; Mucoromycetes; Mucorales; Mucoraceae. Gene Ontology annotation, cellular component: nucleus. Gene Ontology annotation, biological process: cellular response to starvation; regulation of DNA-templated transcription. Bases 80 to 1456 code for a protein of 458 amino acids. The record is from RefSeq and is a predicted model, not a curated record. The transcript is spliced from 8 exons. Gene Ontology annotation, molecular function: RNA polymerase II transcription regulatory region sequence-specific DNA binding; zinc ion binding; DNA-binding transcription factor activity, RNA polymerase II-specific.